Messenger RNA from Entrophospora sp. SA101, 714 nucleotides. The record is from the annotation of a GenBank genome assembly. NCBI's taxonomy places the organism in Eukaryota, Fungi, Glomeromycota, Glomeromycetes, Entrophosporales, Entrophosporaceae.
AUGGCUAUUAAAACAAUUGGAUUGGCACUUGUUGGGAUCGUCUCCUCAUUUAUUUCUUCCGCGUUAUUUGCAUUUAUUUUUGCUUUUCAAGAUGAAAAAAAAAAAGAACUAGAGUACUAUGGUAAUAACAACAAUAAUGGGAAUAAUUGCAAGAAUAAAAUUUAUCCUGUUAACAGUGGUGGUAAUAUUCAUCAUCAUACUCAUAAUUUAACCGAGUAUGAAUAUCAAGAAGAAAAAGAAGAAAACAUGUCAAAAUCAAAUCAUUAUAAUCAAUAUCCUUUUUUAACAGAUGGUUUAACUGAUAAUAAUGAAGUUAGUAAUGUCAUUAGUGCUAUUAGAAUUAUUAGUAAUAUUAACAACAGCGGCAGUGGUAGUAAGUGUGAAGGUGAACAAAAUAGCAAUGAUCAUAGUUAUAUAGUUAAUAACGAGUAUGAGGAUAAUCCAUCGAAAUUUGGAUAUUAUUUAGAAGGUUGGGAUUAUACAAAUAAUGACGAGGAGAAUGAGAAUGAAUUAUAUGAAUCGGAUUAUGAUGAAUCGGAUGAAUUAAAUGAGGAUGAAGAGUUAGAUUAUGAUGAAUUGGAAUUGAUAAUGGAAAAGAUACUUGCUUGUGAAAACAAUAGUUCAGAUGAAAAUUUAGAAUAUAGUGACUAUGAAACUGAAACUGAAGAUGAAGAUGUUGGAGAUGAUUAUUGCUAUUAUAAUAAUUAUAAAUAA